CUUUGUCAGCUAUUAUAUCUUUCUCCAAUCAUGGCCGUUUUUCUCCCUGUUGUAAGCUCCUUAAACAGCUCUAGACCAGCUUUGCUGGACCUAAAGAUAACCAAUUGGGAGUUAUUUGCUGCUCACUUGCCCGGGGUGACUCAAUCUCUAAUACAGAGCAUUGAGAAUGAGUUUCCUUCUGAGCAGAGGCUAGAGAGAUUGCUCCAAUGUUGGCUUAAGAUCUGUCCCCACGCCUCAUGGCUGCAUGUGUUGAUAGCUCUUCUUGAGGCAAAAGAGAAUGACAGUUAUUGUAAUUUACUGGGAAAAUUGACAUCAAAAAGGAGCUGGGUGGCUAGCAGAUCUCAAGAGGAUGUUGUUGCUGAUAUCAAUGCUCUUCGUAAACGUUUUGAAGUUAUACUGAAAGAGAUGAAGGAUGCUCUGACAAUUAGUGAUAUACCUUUGGAAAAAAUAGUAAGUGAAGUUGAGCAGUUUCUGGAAAUGGAGAAAGGAGGGCUGAGUCAUCACGUAUUCAACAUUGAUGAGUUAUUCAAUGAGCUUCAGCCAUAUUGCAAUUAUCUCAAUUUUGAACUGGUCCAGUUUCUACUUCGAUUCUUAAAAGGCACAGCUGCUACUACACAAAGUACUGUCUCAUCAGUCAUGGAAUAUGCAAAAAAUUUACUAUUGUUAUUGCAAUCAGCUAAAUUAACUUUUGUAGUAUCGGCAAUGCGUACCCCAGCAAGCAGUAAAACAAAAACAACGACCCCAAUCAAAUUUAAGCUUAGUAGUGCCUGGUGGAAUUAUUCAGUGCACAUUCUUCUUAAAACACUCGAAUAUUCUUUACAUGUAAAAAGGAUCUACUUUUGUCACAUUCAUUGGGACAAAAACCACUCAAUACUUUGCUUGAAGGUCUUUCUCCCUAAAUCAUGUGAGCAGCAGCUUCAAGCACUCUUAAAAACUAACAUCACAAAUGACUAA
Molecule: messenger RNA, 954 nt
Organism: Amphimedon queenslandica
Lineage: Eukaryota; Metazoa; Porifera; Demospongiae; Haplosclerida; Niphatidae
Exons: 3
Coding region: 31-954 (307 amino acids)
Source: RefSeq, a predicted model, not a curated record